This is a messenger RNA of Didymella exigua CBS 183.55, 1133 nucleotides long. RefSeq lists its product as uncharacterized. The transcript has a single exon. The record is from RefSeq and is a predicted model, not a curated record. Bases 311 to 1021 code for a protein of 236 amino acids. NCBI's taxonomy places the organism in Eukaryota, Fungi, Ascomycota, Dothideomycetes, Pleosporales, Didymellaceae.
GAUGAUAUCCCGAGGCACUUUGACCUAACCACUUCUGGUGACGAUUGUGGAUUCUUCUAGCACUUUCGGUCAAUCACCCAGAACCUUCGACCAAUCGCAUGAACAGCCUCGCAGCUUCAAGCCUCACCCAAACCUUUCUCGAAGUCUCGCAAGAUCCUGAGCCUCAUACUUGAGAGAUGUAUAAAUCGAGGACCGUUACGGCACCUUUCACUCAUCGUAAGAAGCAUCAGAAGCAUCAUUCGAACAACACAACAUCAACACUAGCCACAACUCUCAGUCAUACACACCAACGGACAGCAUCUACCACGUGAUGGCAGACGCACAACACUUCGAAUCACAUCCAAGACCACGAUUCACGCCCCCAAAGAUGGAUCCAACAUCAUUCCCAUCAAAACGCAGAAAGGUUGUGGGCCAAUGCCCGACAUGCCAGCAAUCAUUCGCCUCCCGCCACGAACUGCGCGAACACAUGUCGGACCCAGUCACCCACGCGCCAGCCUCAGAUUCAGACGCUAUUUCUUUCGGCGAACUAUCCGACUACGACAGUCUCGACGAGGCCUCGCCGCCGAAGCGAUCACCAAUACAUGAACACGAGCCAACGCUAGAUGCUGACGGCUUCGAGUUCUCCUCAGAAGAGCCAAACUUGGAGCAAGACGACUUUGAAUUCGUCGAUCCGGAUGCAUCUUUCUUCCCCUCAGCGCACAUGAACGCUGAUCAGGGUAGCAUACACACGCUUCCCGACACUGACGCGCAACCAAGUGCAGAUUACACGCCUAUCGAGACACCGCCACGCAAAGCUCGGCAAGUGAGAGGAGGCGCGCUGGGAGUCUUGUAUUGCGGGACGUGCGACAAGUAUUUUGGGAAUGAGAGGGUAUUCAAGAGACAUUUUAUGUUCGGGGUAAGGCACGGUGAGGAGCCGCGGGACAUGAGGGAGUUGUACUAUAGGGUUUGGGGAAGCAGUUGGAAGGAUGAGGUCCCGAGGAAGGAGGGGAGAGUGGAGGAGGUGAAUGAUAUGGAAUUGUGAAGCUGGUCUGCAGGAUGCUUCGAUAGUCGAAUGAGCUACGAUUGAUGAUACCCAUGUACAGAAAUAUUAAUAACAACAUAACACUUCACGAAAAAGUGCGCUCUUAGUGCUU